Molecule: messenger RNA, 1077 nt
Organism: Miscanthus lutarioriparius
Lineage: Eukaryota; Viridiplantae; Streptophyta; Magnoliopsida; Poales; Poaceae
Source: the annotation of a GenBank genome assembly
AUGACCCUCGACGCGACGGAAGCCGGCGGCGGCGGGGACCUCUUCGCCGCUAACCUCAAGGGCUCGCUCCUCGCCGUCGCCUCCUCGGCGUUCAUCGGCGUUAGCUUCAUCGUCAAGAAGAAGGGCCUCCGACGCGCGGGUGCCGCCGGCGCCCGAGCAGGUGCCGGAGGUUAUGGCUAUCUCUUGGAGCCACUUUGGUGGGUCGGGAUGGUCACCAUGCUUGUUGGUGAGAUCGCAAAUUUCAUUGCUUACAUGUUUGCGCCAGCGGUCCUCGUGACACCGCUGGGUGCACUCAGCAUUAUUGUGAGUGCUGUUCUAGCUCAUUUCACACUGAACGAGAAGUUGCAUCGGGUGGGCGUGCUGGGCUGUGGUCUCUGCAUUGUUGGGUCAACGAUGAUCAUUCUACAUGCUCCCCAGGAGAGGACCCCUAGUUCCGUGGAACAGAUUUGGAACUUGGCAACACAGCCUUCCUUCCUUUGCUAUGCUGCCAUUGCAGUGGGAGUGUCCCUGUUCCUCAUGCUAUACUGUGCUCCACGCUAUGGACAGACAAACAUAAUUGUUUAUGUUGCCAUUUGUUCAGUUGUUGGAUCCCUGACGGUAAUGAGCAUAAAGGCCGUGGGCAUUGCCAUUAAGCUAACAAUCGAAGGAAUAAAUCAGGCCGGCUAUUUCCAGACGUGGGUGUUUGCAGUGGUUUCCACAACAUGUAUUGUUAUUCAAUUAGUUUACCUGAAUAAGGCACUGGAUACUUUCAAUACAGCAGUUGUCUCUCCCAUCUACUAUGCCAUGUUCACGACCCUCACCAUCUUAGCAAGUGCCAUAAUGUUUAGGGACUGGUCUGGGCAGAGAGCAAGCAACAUCGCCUCUGAGAUUUGUGGAUUUCUUACGGUUCUUGCUGGCACUGUUGUGCUACAUUCCACUAGAGAACCUGAUCAAACUGUAUCAGCAGACCUGUAUGCACCACUCCCACCAAAAAUAUACUGGCAUAUCCAAGGGAACGGCGAUAUUGGGAAGGAAAGAGAGGAUGACUCCCUUACAUGCGAAUUCAUCACUGUUGUGCGGCAAGACUACUUUGUGUAG